Trichomycterus rosablanca is the source of this 1747-nucleotide messenger RNA. RefSeq lists its product as uncharacterized. Gene Ontology annotation, molecular function: ubiquitin-protein transferase activity. The transcript is spliced from 12 exons. The record is from RefSeq and is a predicted model, not a curated record. Lineage: Eukaryota; Metazoa; Chordata; Actinopteri; Siluriformes; Trichomycteridae. Bases 57 to 1475 code for a protein of 472 amino acids.
UUCAAGAGGAGCUGGACACUAGCCCAUUGCCUCCUACAUCUGAAACAUUCAGCAACAUGCCAAAAGCUGAGUGCCAAAAGUGCAAAACAUUGUACCCCCUCCAGCUCCUGGCCGAACACCUCAAGUCUUGCAACAUCACAGUUGUGGAGGACUCUGUGGAAGAGUCUGACAAUAUAGACAGUGAUGUUAAUGAGCAAAAAAGGAGAGAAUCACCUGUUCAUCACGCCUGUCCAAUAUGCCUCAACAAUUUCCCUUCUGAGGCCAUUGAACUUCAUGCAAGUUCAUGCGGUGAAAGUGCAACAGAAAGUCAUUCAGAAGUUGCAGAUGAAACCUUGCCAGGCUGUAGUACAAAACUUUUGGAUGAGUGGCAAUCAAUCCAAAACCCCAACAAGGCCAUGUCUCAGUUUCGAGACAGACAACUUUGUUGUCAUGCUGCACAACCACCUUUGAAUCUGCACAUGGACAUGAGAAGCACCCCGGCAGACAGAGAUAUGGCUCUGAUCUCGUUCUACAAGAAGACUCGUGUGGAUUGGGCUCGACCUUUGAACUGCAAACUGGAAGGGGAUUGUGCUGUUGGGGAAGGUGUUACACGGUUCUUUUUCUCAACCUGCAUUGACAGACUGAAGUCUGGAUUUUCUGUAAACCUAGCAAAUACUGGUGUCACCAGACUUUUUGAGGGAGAAGCAGAUCAUUUGGUGCCGUCAUCCUCCCCCUUUCUGGUUGACAGUGAUCUGUUUGUUGUGGCUGGGAGAAUUUUGGGACACUCUUUUAUACAUGGAGGGCCAUGUCUGUCUGGUUUAAGCCCAGCUUUUGUGCAUGUCCUUCUGGGAGGAAAUCCUGACACAGCAACUGUACAGUUAAAUGACUGUCCAGACUCGGAUAUCCGUGAUGCAAUCAAACUUCUUGAGAAGUCUGAACUUUCAGAGCAAGAAAAGAACAGAGUGCAGAAUUUGGCAUAUGCCUGGGACCUCCCUGCUGUAACUGAAAGCAACAAAAGAUGGCUUUUUGAAAAGAUGCUCAUCCAUGCUGUAAUUGGAUGGAUCUCACGGCAGAUCAAACAAAUGAGACGUGGCCUCAAGGAAACCCCGAUGUGGCCAGUUUUGUCCCAGCGCCCAGACACGGUGCCUCUGCUUUUCCCAAGAGAGUCAUUCGUGUGUACCCCAGAGUUAAUUCUUCAGGCAGUUUGCUGGCCUGAACAAGAGGAAGAUGAUUCUGAUUCUGAAUACCCACUAGCUACCAAGUUCCACAUUUCUGGAUUCCUCAGACAAUUUAUUGAAACUGCAUCUCCUGAUGAAGUCAAAAGCCUGCUAAAGUUCUGGACAGGGUGGGAGGUUAUACCUAGAGCGCUCACCUUUGAAAUUGUUAAAGGUAGCCUUCCAACAGCAUCUACCUGCUUUGAGGUGAAGCAAGAGACUUCAGCCAAAGCGUUGGCAGACUGGCUGCAAACAACAUCCAGUUCUCCGAAGUAUCAAUAGUUGACCAUAGUAAUCUAGCAGUUGCAGUUGGAAAACUUCAUGAAUUCAAGGACAUGCUACAGAGGACUGCAGACUCCAUAAAAGCAAACAGUCAGAAUUUCAACUUGGCCUCACAUGGUUUGGAGUAUGCUUGACAUAUACAUUAAACAUUUUCAACAAGUGUAUAAACCAAGAACUGGAGAAGCUUCAGAGAAACCAGUUUUAACUGCACUGUUAGGAAAAAAAUUGGCAUAUAAUGUAAAUAAAUAAAAAGUUUUUUUUUUUUUUUUUUU